Messenger RNA from Chrysemys picta bellii (western painted turtle), 3463 nucleotides. It is a transcript of the gene CHST12, whose product is annotated as carbohydrate sulfotransferase 12. The record is from RefSeq and is a predicted model, not a curated record. Gene Ontology annotation, biological process: carbohydrate biosynthetic process; proteoglycan biosynthetic process. Gene Ontology annotation, cellular component: membrane. NCBI's taxonomy places the organism in Eukaryota, Metazoa, Chordata, Testudines, Emydidae. Gene Ontology annotation, molecular function: sulfotransferase activity.
AGCGGUGCUGGGUUCUCCCCUCCAUCCCCGGGGUGCAGCGCCUCCCUUCCGGGCACAGCUGGGCAGCGGUGCUGGUUCCCCCUCCAUCCCUGGGGUGCAACGGCCCCUCCUUUCCAGGCACAGCUGGCCAGUGGUGCUGGAUUCCCUCCUCCAUGCCCGGGGUUCAACGGCCCCUCCCUUCCGGGCACAGUUGGCCAACAGUAUGUGGUUUGCCCCUUCCACCAGGGCACAGGCUGGCUUCCUGCUACCCCUGGGGUGCAGCGCACCUGACCCUCCCCUCUAGGCACAGCUGGCCAUGGGUGCUGCCGACCCCAAGUUUAUUUCCAUGGAUUUAAUGCUGGGUCGGUUUUGUUAAUGUGAAUACUAACGGGGAAGCUCAGACGCACCAGUUCAGUUCCUCCUCCAGCUGUCCAGCUUCCUGUCAUUGAUCUUGGUGGCCCGCGUGUGUGCAGAGGGAUGGCAGCGUGGGGGUGACUUGUUGUGCCUGCAGCUGCACUCAAGGCAGAAAGCCAGGUGCUGUGGGUGAGGCUUUUAGAGGGCUCUGCGUAGCCCAGGGUGCCCCAGAAUAAGCUAGGAAUGCUGCUGGCCACGGUUCCAGGGGGCUCUGGGCAGCAUCGGAGCCUGGGUCCAGACAGGGAUCCUGAUAUUACCUGACAGAGAGUCGGGAGGGAGAUAGUGCUGUGGAUAUCAAGGGUGCUGGAAGCGGCUGACUGUCAGGAAUGGGGACCGGGGGUGUCUCUGAUCUCUGUCAAACCCAGAAAUUGGAACUUGGUGGCAUUAAAGCAACUUUUACACUUGUGACUGGACUUUGCUUGAUACAGAUAUGGGCGUGAGGUGGGUGAUUUCCCCUUUAUGUAGUCCAGCUGUACUUCAUCACUUUGGACCUGCUAUAUUCCCCACCCCUUCGUGUGUAUUCGGUCGUUUGCCUUUUUCCUUCUUUGCUUGGAUCUGAACGGAAAUCAGUGGAAGCUAGAAAUAGAAGCGAGAUUGCAGACUAAUAGCUGGGGAGGAAUAGAAGUGCCUACUUGGAGACUGAGUUUUAUGUUUUGUCCUUGAUGGGAAAGGCCCUAGUCUUACGAUGUGGGAAUCUAUGGCCCUUAUUCUAGCCCCAUCUAAUCUUUGGGCUUGAUUCGCCACUCAUUAGACUGCUGUAAAUCAAGUGACCCAGCUGAAGCCAGUGAAGUUACUCUGGUUCCAAACCGGUGUAGAGAGACUCUAUAUUUAUACUGCAACCAUCAAAGGGUUAGCUCAGUGCCUCACUACCCUAUAUCAGGCUGAUGAAAUGAGACGUUUGCAAGUUCUGGCUACAGUUGGGACAUCAGAUCUGUAAUAUUAGGUCUUUAAAUAACUGCAUGGAUUUAGCAUGGAAAUUUAGAAGGGAGCAGAAAUGUGAUAAAAGAUAAUCUGUAUCAACUGCCAUUUGUAGUAGGUCAUGUAUCUUCUUUUCAUGCAUCUAGGCCCUGGAUGAUGAGACCUUUAUGUAGCCCAGCCCUUCACCAGUGGAUCAGCAGCAGGUAUGCUAUGCCUAAAAGGGCUGGUAAAUCCUUUUGAAGUUGUAAUUCUCUUCUGUGGCUAAUUCCUAGAGUGAGGUUCUCGAACUGUGGUCUGCGGACCACCAGUGGUUCACAAGCUCCUCUCAGGUGGUCCGCGGAUAGUUCCCUCUAAGGUGCGUGCCUGGGCAGCCACACACGAGAGAAUGAAGGGCCACCCACCUAAUUAGUGGAGCCACGCAGGCUUGGCCUGGACCCUGGAGAAGAUGUGCAGGCUCCUUGUCAGCAGCACAAUGUGGUAUCCCAAGCACCAUUGUGUGAGGCUGAGGUGAACUCAGGAGAAAGAGACCACCCCAGCAACAGCCAGGAUGACCAAAGCACGGCUGUUCCGCCUCUCGGUGGUGCUGGGUUCCGUCUUCAUGAUCCUGCUGAUCAUCGUGUACUGGGACAACGUGGGGACGGCUCAUUUCUACCUGCACACGUCCUUCUCCAGGCCUCAUGCCCUGGGCAGUCCGCCCACCGCUGCUCAGGAUGAAGACCGUGAAGACUUGUUGGACAUGGAUGAGUUUUUAGAGAAGCUACUGAGUUCUGGCCUGAGGCAGAAUGGUCCCUUGAACAGAAAGAUGGAGCAGGCCCCACUUCAAGGCUCCAGCAGGCCUGUCUUGGGCAAUCUGGAGGAGAAUGUGAGAGGCUAUGACUGGUCCACCCGCGUUGCCAGAGUGAGCCUGGACCAGGAGAAGCUGCAGGCUGAACGGCGGAGGAUGCUGCGGGAGUUCUGUGCCAAUUCCAGCUUCGCCUUCCCCGCUAAGGAGCGUUCCUUUGAUGACAUCCCCAACUAUGAGCUGAACCACCUGAUCGUGGAUGACCGCCACGGUAUCAUCUACUGCUAUGUCCCCAAGGUGGCCUGCACCAACUGGAAGCGGGUGAUGAUCGUGCUGAGUGAGAGCCUGCUGGAUCAGGGUGUCCCCUACCGGGACCCUCUGGACAUUCCCCGAGAGCACGUCCACAACUCCAGCACCCACCUGACUUUCAACAAGUUCUGGCGCCGCUACGGGAAGUUCUCCCGACACCUCAUGAAGAUCAAGCUGAAGAAAUACACCAAGUUCCUCUUUGUACGCGAUCCCUUCGUGCGGCUCAUCUCUGCCUUCCGCAGCAAGUUUGAGCUGGAGAAUGAGGAGUUCUACCGGCGCUUUGCCAUACCCAUGCUGAAGCUCUACUCCAACCACACCAACCUCCCCACCUCUGUUAGCGAGGCCUUCAGGGCGGGCCUCAAAGUCUCCUUCCCUGACUUCAUCCAGUACUUACUGGACCCCCGGACAGAGAAGAUGGCCCCUUUCAAUGAGCACUGGAGGCAGGUUUACCGCUUGUGCCACCCGUGCCAGAUAGACUAUGACUUUGUUGGGAAGCUGGAGACCCUCAAUGAAGACGCGGCUCAUCUGCUGCAGCUUCUCAAGGUGGACAGGCUCCUCCACUUCCCCCCCAGCUACCGGAACAGGACUGCCAGCAGCUGGAAGGAGGACUGGUUUGCCAAAAUCCCUCUGGCUUGGAGGCAGCAGCUCUACAAACUUUACGAGGCUGAUUUUGUACUCUUUGGCUACCCCAAACCAGAAAAUCUGCUUAAAGACUAAAAGCAAUUGGAAAUUGGAGGAAGGGGGAGGAGGAUUACCAAAAAUAUUUAAAACUUCACAGUAUCCGCCUCUUAAUCUCCCAACCCAGGAACAUAAAAUUAAGUAUAUUUUUUCUACUCAUCCCCUUCCAAAUUUGCAAGAAUCCAGGAUACUCCAGCCAGCUGUGCAUCACCAGAAGACCCCCCCACUCUCCCUUUGCAAUCGGAAGACUUCCUCUUUCAGUCUGUCGGCUGUGUCCUUCGGUCGCUUUUUAUUAAUAUUUUUAAAAAUUAAUAUAUUUAAAAUAUUUAAUACAAAUUGCGUGUUGUGGUGAAGGAAGAGGUGGAGUAAAAAACAAUGCCCCUG